Molecule: messenger RNA, 1224 nt
Organism: Sphaeroforma arctica JP610
Lineage: Eukaryota; Ichthyosporea; Ichthyophonida
Exons: 2
Coding region: 1-1224 (407 amino acids)
Source: RefSeq, a predicted model, not a curated record
AUGACCAAGGUAGCAAAGGCAAAGGGUAAGGUGGUAAAGGCAAAGGGUAAUGUGACCAAGGCGACAAAGGAUAAGGUGCCCAGAGUGCUGUGGAAUUUCCAGACCAUGGCUGCCGAGCUAGCUGGACGUGGACUCCAGCUGCUGCUGUUUGUCGGGGCCUCGCUGCCGAUGACGAUUCUCUGUAACUGCGACCGCCGGGAACAGUUUCAGGCCUACUGGUAUUAUCUACGCGACCGCGGCACCCGUUGCAAGUUCUGCAACCCAAACUCCCCGGAGAACACGUAUGAUAGGAUCGCUCGGGACGUGGCCGCCGAGGGGUACAAGCUCCUGACACCGUUCGGCGAAUUCAAGGGGGCCAGCAAGAAGCUGAGCAUCCUGUGCCUGUGCGAGGAGAAGACUGUCGACAUUACGAUUGGACACUUCCGGACAGGCGGGGCGCGAUGUACGGCCUGCGCGGACAACAAGCGGAAGGCAACAGUGAAGAGGCUCUAUGGUGUGGACCAUGUACUGAAGAUCCCGGAGGUCAAGGCCAAGAGCGUCGCAACAUUGCGGAGGGUCUAUGGUGUCGACAAUUCGAUGCAGAACAAGGAGGUCAGGGCCAAGAGCGUCGCAACAGUGCGGAGGGUCUAUGGCGUUGACCAUGUAUCUCAGAACAAGGAGGUCAGGGCCAAGAGCGUCGCAACAAUGCGGAGGGUCCAUGGUGUCGACUAUGCAAUGCAGAACAAGGAGGUCAGGGCCAAGCACGUCGCAGCAGUGCGGAGGGUCUACGGCGUUGACAAUGUAUCGCAGAUCGAGGGGGUCAGGACCAAGGCCGCGGCAACAAUGGUUGAACGGUAUGGCUACGGGUACUCUGGCCAGGUUCCACACCUCCGAAGCCUGGCGAAGCGUUCGGGAUACCAAACGCGUUCGUACGACUGGAAAAAUGUGAUUGGCGACGAUGACGAACGCGCCAUUGUAUUCGAUUACCCAAAUCCGCGCACUGGUGCCAUGUCUAGGUAUUUUCCCGACUUUUAUGUACCCGAACACACGCUUAUUGUCGAGACGAAGUCAAUCUGGACACUUGACUGUUAUUACGACCAGAACAUGGCCAAGUUCCAGACCGUUGUGGACGAGGGGUUCACCCUCAUGGUCCACGUGUGGCCGUCUCGGACUGCUCCGGUAUUUGAAACAGUUAUUCCCGCGUACCACAAGGAUGUCAGCACCUUGACAUACUACACAGCAUGA